This is a messenger RNA of Colletotrichum gloeosporioides, 1140 nucleotides long. RefSeq lists its product as uncharacterized. Bases 1 to 1140 code for a protein of 379 amino acids. The record is from RefSeq and is a predicted model, not a curated record. NCBI's taxonomy places the organism in Eukaryota, Fungi, Ascomycota, Sordariomycetes, Glomerellales, Glomerellaceae. The transcript has a single exon.
AUGGAUACCCAAACCUCUAACUCCAGUGUCGAUACCGUCACCGACAUGAACGACAACACACCCAACUUGGGGCGCGUUGUGAACAACCGACGGGACAAGAACACCGAGCCCUACGAAUUAAUCGGCUUCGGCCAGUGCGGCUGGGUAUACCACCGCAGAGGCAGGAACCACGUCGUCAAACUCGCCCGGCAAGGUUACCAAAACGCCCUCCAGACCGACCACACAGCUCAUCUCAAAGUCCACGCCGCAUUCGACACCCACAACCCCCCCGUCAACGUCCCCGAACCGAUCCGCCUCUCCCCUCCGACGUCUCGCUGGUGGAAGAGACACAGCUCUAUCCUCCUCGAAGCCCCGUACGACAUCUCCCAGAAAACCCCAUGGGCCCUCCUGUCCCAGCGCAUUCCCCCCUUGCCAAAGUGCCACCGGGACAUCCUCAUCGACACCUUCUGUCCCGCGCACAAGCGACGGGACGCAGCAGCGGAUUCUAAGAAUGAGACCGCGCUGGCGAGGGUCUACCUCGGACGCCGCCGUGUGCCGGGGGCGCCGCUCCCGCCCAACUUCUCCCUGAGGAACUACAACCUCACGCUGGACCAACUGCUCCAGCUCAACGCGCCUGUGGCGGAUUACGCGCGCCAAAUGGGCGAUGCGCUGUGCGUCAUGCACUGGAACGCCUGGGUAGACGGCUACGGCAUCAAAUUCGUUCUCGGAGGGCAACCAAAACCUCCGAAAAUGGCGUCCUCUGCCACCGCUGGGAAGAAAGCAGCCGCAUCCAAAGACACUGACAGCGCGCCGCAACAAACACAGCCGGCGUACGACGCGAACCUGGCACAGCUGUGGGUUCUCGACUUCGAUCUCUGUAGUACGUGGGAUCGCGAACGCAUGUGCAGGUUUCCGCGCGAGCUAGUCGAGCAGCUCGUCCGGACCUUCUUCGAGAACGACCCGUAUUACCCGCGGCCCUACACGGAAAAUGAAGAAGAGGAAGAGUUGUGGGAGGAGUUCAGUGAGGCGUAUUUAGAACGGGCUCGUAGUAUGAAGCUCGUGCACGGGUUAGCUCGAGGCUUCAUUCGAACAAUUGAGAGGAUGCAAAAGGAAGAUCUGGAGAAGAGGUUGGGACAUGGGAUAUAUGAAUAUCCGCAAUGA